CGGUGACAUAAAUAAUUCACAAUGCGGUUUAUGUCAGACUGGACUCAGACUCGCUUUGAAUACCACGGAAAAGUUCAGUCUACACUUCAAGAUGUCACACUUCAACAGUCAUUCAAAAUGACUGUUGAAUAUGGUGAAGAUCAUUAUAGACCGACGAUGAUACACAUCUGAAACAUCGUAUUAAAUCUGGAGACUGAGAGAUGGGGAAGUAUUUCUUCAGUGAGACAGACAUCAGGAGCACGUGGGAGCAGGUUCUGGCUGCGUUCUGGCAGAGAUACCCGAAUCCAUACAGUACUCAUGUUUUGACAGAGGAUGUGAUUUUUCGUGAAGUGACUCCAGAUAACCUUCUCCUUUCCCGACGUCUCCUCACAAAGACCAAUCGACUGCCUCGGUGGGCGGAGCGAGUCUUCCCCGGCAACCUCUCACGGUCUGUUUACAUUGUAGAGGACUCUGUCGUCGACCCCAGCAACAGACGCCUCACUACACUAACCUGGAACGUAAACCAUUCCACAUUAAUGACAGUGGUGGAGCGAUGUGUGUUUCAUGGUGAGCAGGAGAGGUCUGUAUGGACUCAUCUCACAAGAGAAGCCUGGAUCUCCUCAGGAGUGUUUGGUCUGUCCAGGCCUAUACAGGAGUUUGGCUUGUCCAGGUUUAGGAGUAAUCAGAUGAAGGCUAUGAAGGGUCUGGAACAUGCACUGUCUAAACUACAGAAAUCAGCAGCUCAGGGUCACCAUGCCGACUCAUCUAAAGAAUCCCCGAAGAAGACAGAGAACCUGGCAGCUUCCACCAGUUCGCAAAAGCCGCAGCAAUACGCCUGAAAAAUCUGUUUCUCAUCUCCAGCAAACUCAGUGGUUUUAUUGAUAUGUGUUAAUGUCCAGGAAAUAAACCUUUAACCUUCAGCUGCAUGUUCAGAGCGGAGCAGGUGCAGGAAAGUGAAAGUCAAUAGUGAUAAAGCGAAGGGAACUAUAGAUCUAGAGGACAUGAGUAAGUUCAUGAGUAGGUUAAUUAUCUUAGCAGGGAUUGUUAAACCAGCGCAGGAUGUUUAUAGUAGAAGAGUCCUGAAAGCUUUAAGUGAAUGUCCUCUUUAAUGCCCAUGUACUCAUCCUCACUCGGUACAUACGGCGGGUUUACGUCUCUAUUCCCAAACUGUGUGAAAGCGGAGAUAAAAACCUAAAUGAUUCCGUCAUGUUGCACUAUUUGUUGGAUGAAACCUCAGGGACAGAUAUGUAAUGUGAUUUCAGCCCGUUUUUUUUCUCACAGCCACGGGCUCAGGUUUCAUGUGUUUUAUCUUUUUCUUGAAAAUGAUCUGAAUAUUAGGUACAAUGUGAACAUUUAUCUUAUCGCUGGUUCGUUCUUAAUAUAAUAUUAUGUUUUAUGCAUGAUUGUGGUCGAGAAAACAUUUCAGUUCAUUCCAUUGUCUUUCAGUUACACUUUCAGAAGUUUUGUUCUUGAAGUAAAGAGAACACAGAAGUGCUCUGUGUUCCAUCUGAGUUUAGAAUGUACUGUAUGUAGAUGCACAUAACCUUCUACACUGUAAAAUGACACUGAUACUGAAUCUAUAAUAAAGUCGCUGCCUGUUUGUGGUCAGUGACUUCUUAUUA
Molecule: messenger RNA, 1601 nt
Organism: Hemibagrus wyckioides
Lineage: Eukaryota; Metazoa; Chordata; Actinopteri; Siluriformes; Bagridae
Gene: prelid1b
Product: PRELI domain containing 1b
Exons: 6
Coding region: 201-818 (205 amino acids)
Biological process (GO): phospholipid transport
Cellular component (GO): mitochondrial intermembrane space
Molecular function (GO): phosphatidic acid transfer activity
Source: RefSeq, a predicted model, not a curated record